AUGGGAAGAUGUGAAUAUGUUCUUGCUAAAGACAGUGUAAAUAACACAUUUGAAGUAAGACAAGUGAAUGAACCAUGUGGAAAUGGAAAAUUUUCAUGCACAAAAUCACUGACAGUGAUUUUCCCAAAUGUAACUAUCCAACUACUGCGGGGAAGUGUGGUGGUAAAUGACUCAGAAGUUUAUUUGCCUGUAUCGUAUGAAGGUAAAUUUCUUUGAUUAAACUUCAUAACAUAUAUAUGCUUUAAGAUUUGACAUUUCAGUUAUAAAUUUCGAGCUAAGUAUAUCUAGCCAAUUCAACGGCAUAUCCUUUAGUUUCUAAGAGCUUUUAUUUUAAAAAAGGAAUUUAAUUAUAGUGUGUGUUUGGAAUGGCUUCACCUUAUAUGCAUGCAACAAGAUAAUAUCUUAUCAAAGUUGUGUCCCUUAUUCCUGUUAAUCCUCAUGAUUGCGAUAAAGAUUUGCUUGAAAAGUUAAAUUUUUUGAAAUAAGCAUUGAAAAAACAGUGGCCAUGCAGUGCUACAUGUUUUGAUUGAAAUGUUCAGCAUAUUUUCAGCAACUUUUCCAAAAGUAUACGUUCAAUUAUAAGUACUACAAAUUUUAAAAAUACAUUAAACAUCAGUUUAAGCAUGAUUUCUGGGCUUAAUGUGUCCAAAAGCAUUUUUCAAGCAUGUUCGGUUCUUAUUGUAAAACGAUCGGAACAUACAAAAAAUUAAUCAGUAUACAGUACCUUCUUUAUCUCCUUGUUAAGUAGAAAAGCAUCUAUUGUAUUAAAACUAAAAGCUUCUUAUCCAGUUUUUAUCACCUCGUUUUAGCAGUUUGUCAGCCAUGCUUGGACUAUUAGUAACAAAAGCAGCUGAUCUCAAAUGUACUUGGCAAUUAGCCAUUUCCCAAACUCCUGGGUCUAGUAGCGCGAAUCCCAUGUUGGAGGGACAAGAAAUAUGGCAGCACACAUUUUAAUUAAAUAUUUAAUGUAAUAUAAGGUUAUAACCAUGAACCGUUAAAAAAAAAUAAACACGUUAUUUAUCAUUUACAGUAUGCCUGAACUAAAAAACAAUUUCCGCUUAGACUAAGAAGCGUCCCUCGGCGUUUGGCCUCGGACUGCUACUGAGACCUCGGGAAAAUAUUUUUUGCUAUUAAAUAGUUGGGUAAUUUGACAUAGAAUAGUAUCAAGACAAUACCAACAACUUCCUUUUGCGUACUGCUGUAAAAUGAUUAAAUUUCCUUCUGAAAGUAAAUCUUAUUUCCCUUCUGUCUUUCCAGGUGUCACUAUUGCCAAUAUUACGCGCUCCGGCGUUGGACUAAUAUCGGUUGAUAGUGCUUAUGGUGUAAAAGUUGAAUGGAAUAAUGUACAUAAUGUGAGAGUGACAGUGUAUGGUCGCUAUAUCAACAAAACAUCAGGUUUAUGUGGAACGUUUAAUCGAAAUCCUGCGGACGAUUUCUUGACAGCAAAUGGCGCAACUGUAGACAAUGUAGUAAACUUUGGAAAUUCAUGGAAAACUGAUUCUUGCUGUGACGAUGCAACAGAUGUGCCACAUCCAUGUUGGACGUCCCCUGACCGAAACGCGACUGCUACAGCCAACUGUUCAGCUUUGUUAACUUCUCCAUUCAAUGUUUGUGCAAGCCAUGUUGAUCCAGUCUCAGGGGGUUAUAUUCAGGACUGUGAAUAUGAUGUAUGUGGCUGUGGCGAUGACCCUACAGUUUGUCUAUGUCAAGCAAUAGAGGCCUAUGUCGCUGAUUGUGCUUCGUAUGGUGUAAACAUUGACUGGUUGAGUGGUAAUCGAUAUCGACAAUGCAGUACGUCACAGCUGCAUGAGUAACUUUGUAAAUUCUACUAAAUGAUAUUAUACUAGGGAUAAAAUAAUGAUAAGAUGGUUCAUAUUGUUUGGAAAAGUAACAGUUACACCCUGAGUAAAACCAUUCACACACAGGAAAGAACCAACUACACAUGCAUGUGUAUAAAAAAAAUGCACAGUUCGAGAAUGUUCACUAAAUUGCAAUUUGCAAGUUCUGCAAAAUGUUUGAAAACUUCAAUCUUGGCCAAAAGUUGGUAGAACGACAAAACAAAUUCGCAACUUUUAUAAAAAUAUAAAAAUUAUAUAUAUAAAAAUUAUAUAUAUAAUUAUAUAUAAAAAUUUGCACAGAAAUUAUUCACUAAAGUGCAAAUUCUGCAAAAUUUAUGCAAACUUUAUGCAAGCAUGGGUAGUUUAGUGCAGCAGGGUUUUCAAAAAUCACUUUAAAAAUGGCUUGCGCACGAAUAUUGAAGGCUUAAAACGCAAUUUGAAUUCAUAUAGGGUGCAAAUUUAGGAGUUGUUUUAUGAACUAUUGAAAUAUUAGGCAAGUUGAUGUAGAUUAAGCCCAACGCACGACCUCUAAAACUUCGAUAAUUUUAAAAUUUUUGUAAAGAGUAUGUAAGAAAUCAAUCAUGCAUAAAAUCAGUUAUGCGUGCGAUGAAUUAUGCGCAAAAAGGCUACUAUAGGAGAAAAUAUUAACGCAUGCUCUUGAAAAUUUACUCUUCAAAUAAUUUGCCCAAACAUUUCAGAGUCCCCUCAAGUUAACAUGAAUUUUAACGAUUUUAAUUAUCUUCUAAUUUAGGUUCUCCAUGUGCCAGUGCUCCAUGCUGCAAUGGUGGGACUUGUUCAAAUAAUGGAUCAUCAUUCUUUUGCUCAUGCCCUGUUGGAUAUACUGGUGACCGCUGCGAAACGGAGGGUAAAUAUUUUCGAGAAAGUACUACAUGUAAUUUUUCUCCUUCCCAUUUCUAUCCCAGAUAGGAUUUUUUGGAAUUGUAGUUUGUGUCAUCACUAACAGUGCAAGGACUUGUUAAUUUUCAAAUAUACACGAGAAUUCCGUGAUAUAGUGCUUGAGAAAUUAGCAAUGCUCAUGCAGCAAUAAUCUAGAAAAUAGAUUCGCGAUUGAGUCUCCAGAUAGGUGCGGGUGGUUUUUGCGGGAAACACAGUAAUUUUAAAAAAUACAAAAUCACCGUAAUCAUCGAACAUCCUAAACAUUUUCAAAAUUGUUUAUCUCUACGCUUCGACUGGAGUCACCACCAGGAAUUCCGUAAUUAUAUUACAGAACACGAGAAAUUAAUAUGAGAGUGUCUAAGUCAGUUACAUAGUGAAAUCUUAUCAGCUCUUUAGAGGCUUCUCAUUCCAUGGUUAAGAUGAGGUUUAGUCUACGUAUUGCAAUGGAUUGUCUCAAUAGAAGUAGUGACGAGGGGUCAGCUCUUAUCAAUUAUUUCACCGAAUUAUUAAAAAUAAGCUCAGAUAAUAAAAAGAUAUUGGAUGAGGUUUUUUGUGAUAUUCAAAACCGAUUUAAGACGAGUUUAAUUAUACUUAUACCAAGAACUUGAAAUUACAGGAUAUUACAAAAACAGAAUUCAAUAUAACUGUUUUAUUAUACAUUGCAUUUUCACUUUUUAAUAAGUCUUUCGACAAACAGUGAUAUAUUUGUCACACAAAAUUAAACAACGUUUGGUUCUCAAAUUAAAAAAGCGAAUAAAAAUGGAAGAAAUCUCAUUUACCUACCAAAGCUUCAAUAAAAUGUCAAAAAAGUCUCCUUUUUGUUCGAAAAACAUUGAAAAAACACCAUUCGUUCAUGUUGUUUUUUCUUGUUUUAAUUCGUGUAUUUAAAAGUGGAAUGAUAAUCCAAGUGAGAAUAAAUUUACACUAUUUAAGGCAUACUGUAAUCAGGAAAGGUUGUGAAAAAUGCAACAGUAUAUAGUAGAGGUGUGCAAAUACGAUCCGAAAUCGAUCCGAAUCGGAUUCGUUCGGAUUUCGGAACCAACAUAUUCAUUUCGGAUCGGAUCGGAUUGAUAAAGUUGUUUCGUAGUCGGAUCCGAUGGGACUUCGAUAUCCAAAAUAAAAUGAAUUAAUUAUCCACGCAUUAUCGCAAGAAUUAAUUAUCCAUGCAUUUAUGAAAGCAUUAUCGCGAUUGUCGCUGCAUUAUUUGUUUGAUACUUCAAUUGGACGCCACUUUGUCAGCUUCUUGACAUAUAUUUCUUGCUUUUAUAUUUAUUUGGAUAAAUUUUUCAACUUGAAUAAGAAAUAUAUUUUAUUAAAGAAUUCUUCGGAUCGGAUCGGAUUGGAUUCUUUAUCAAAACUCGGAUCGGGUCGGAUUCGGAUUAGACAAUUUCGGAUCGGAUUUUAAACAUUAGCCAAUUGUCGGAUUAUAAACGUCCAAUCCAAUCCGAUGCAAACCUCUAGUAUAUAGGUCCUCUAGUAGGAAUCGAAUCUACGCCGCUGCGAUUCCGGUGCAGCGCUCUAACCAACUGAAUUACAGAUUCCAGUUUUCAGGCCGCAACCGUAUGUCCAUGUACAUGUACUGUAGAUUUUUUAUAUAAAAUCUAUCGUAACGUAUCAAAUUGGUGCUCCUAACUUGCAAAAUAGAGCUGGGAAGGAUCGACUUUGAACUAUUGAAUAUUUCAUUACUCACUUCUUUUUUACAAAAUCAAACAGUUAAAGCGACAUGUCAAGCAAGAGGUGAUCCACACUACUCGACAUUUGAUGGAAGACUUUAUGAUUUUAUGGGAAGAUGUGAAUAUGUUCUGGCGAAAGACAGUGUAAAUAACAAAUUUGAAAUAAGACAAGUGAAUGAACCUUGUGGAAAUGGAGAAUUUUCCUGCACAAAAUCACUGACAGUAAUUUUCCCAAAUGUAACUAUCCAACUACUGCGGGGAAGUGUGGUGGUAAAUGAUUCGAAAAUUGAUUUGCCUCUAUCUUAUGAAUGUAAGUUCUUUUAAUAACUUUGAUACCGGAUAUAUGGUUUAAUUUUUGACGUUCCGGUUAUACAUUUUAAAUUUAUAGUAGAAUAUAUCCAGCCAGUUCAACGGCACAUCCCUUCAUUUGUGAGAGCGUUUAUUUGAAAAGGAAUUUAAUGAUAAUAUUUGUUUGGAGUGGUCCUACCUUAUUCGCAACAGAAUAAUAUCUUAUGAAAGUUGUUUCUCUUAUUAUACUAUUUUAUACAUGAUUCUUAAUAAGCAAAGGAUCCAAGAAAUUAAAUGCAUUUAUAUGUUCUGCUGUUGAAUAGUUGGGUAUUGUGACGUAGAAUAAUGUUAACAUAGUACCAACAACUCCCUUUUCGGCACUGCUGUAAAAUGCUUAAAUUUGUUGAAUUUCUUUCUGAAAGUUAAUAUUAUUUCCCUUCUGAUUUUAUAGGUGUCACUAUUGACAAUAUUACGCGCUCUGGAGUUCGAGUAACAUCAGUGGAUAGCGAUUAUGGUGUAAAAGUUGAAUGGAAUAAUGUACACAAUGUGAGAGUGACAGUGUAUGGACGCUAUAUCAACAAAACAUCAGGUUUAUGCGGAACUUUUAACCAAAAUCCUGCGGAUGAUUUCUUAACAGCAAAUGGAACAAUCGUAGAAAAUGCAGUAAACUUUGGAAAUUCAUGGAAAGCUGAUUCUUGCUGUGACGAUGCAACAGAUGUACCAUAUCCAUGUUGGACUUACCCUGACAGAAACGCGACUGCUACAGCCAACUGUUCAGCUUUGUUAACUCCUCCAUUCAAUGUUUGUGCAAGCCUGGUUGAUCCAGUCUCAGGGGGUUAUAUUCAGGACUGUGAAUACGAUGUAUGUGGCUGUGGCGAUGACCCUACAGUUUGUCUAUGUCAAGCAAUAGAGGCCUAUGUCGCUGAUUGUUCUUCAUAUGGUGUGAACAUUACCUGGUUGAAUGAUGAUCGAUAUCAACAAUGCGGUAUGUCACAACUUUAUGUGUAACUUUGUAAAUUGAAUUAAAUGUUAUACUAGGGAUAAAAUAAACAUAAGAUUCAUAGUCUAUAUUGUUUGGACAAGUAACCGUUACACUCUGAGUAAAACCAUCCACACACAGGAUGGUGUAUAAGAAAAUUGCACAGGUUGAAAAUGUUCACUAAACUGCAAAUUCUGCAAAAUUUGUGAAAACGUUAUGCAAACAUGGGUAGUUCGGGGUCUGUCAGUAUCUUUACAACUAAGAUUAUUUUGAAAAGUAAAUUUUCAGUGCAGGAGGGUUUUCAAAAACCGCUUUGAAAAAUGCUUGUGCGCAAAAACGGACGGCAAAUAUAGAGUACAAAUUUGGAAGAUGAUUUACGAACUAUCGAAAUAUUAGACAACUUGAAGUACAUUAAGUCCAACGAACGACCUCUAAAACUUCGAUAAUAUUUUGAUUUUUGUAAAGAGUAUGUAAGAAAUCAGUCAUGUAUAAAAAUAGUCAUGGGUACGAUGAAUUAUGCUUGAAAGGCUACUAUGGGAACAAGGAGGAAUUUCGUUCUGGACCAAUGAAUGCAUGGCAUUUGUUGACAAUUUUGCUCGAAGCCAAUCCGAAUGCGUAAUUGCUCACUACUUCCGGUAAAAACAUACAUUUGAACAGAAAAUUUAGGGUUUAAAUAAAGCUUCGAAGGGGUCAGGAUUUUUAAUUUUUUUAUUGGAUUUAAACGCGACAAGGUAAAAUGAGAAAUUCUCUAAAAAUUUGCCGCUGGGAUUUGCGUUUUAUUGCCUAGUUUUAAAGUUAUCGCUGGGAUUUGCAUCGAACAGCGGCGAAUAAAAUGCGCGAAAGUUCGAAUGCCGAUAGGUAAUAAAACACAAAUCCCAGCGGCAAAAUUUUAGAAAAUUUCUUAUUUUACCUUGCAAUUGUGACGUUGAAUUCAAUCAAAACAUUAAAAAUCAUGACCCCCUCGAAGCUUUAUUUAAGACCUUAAAUUUUCUGUUCAAAAAAUGUAUAUUAUUACCGGAAGUAGCUUUCUGUGCUCGCAGGGAAACUACGUACAGUAACCAAUUACGCAUUCAUACUGGCUUGGAGCGAAAUUGUCAACAAUUGCGCUGAUUGGUCGAGAACGAAAUUCCCCCUUGUUUACUAUGGGAGAAAGUUUUUGGAGGUCGUGCAUAAGACUUAAUUAAUGUAUAUCAAAUUGUCUGGCACUUUGAUAGUUCAUAAAACACCUAAAUUUGCAUCUUAUGAAUUCAACUUGCGUUUAAAGCUUUCAUUCCAUUUUUUUGGGCAAGUCGUUAUUAUAAUUAGGUUUUUGAAAACCUACCUGCAUGCACUCGAAAAUUUACUUUUCAAAAUAAUUUGCCCAAACAUUUCAGAGUGCCCUCCAGUUAACAUAAGUUUUAACAAUUUUAAUUCUUUUCUAAUUUAGGUUCUCCAUGUGCCAGUGCUCCAUGCUGCAAUGGUGGGACUUGUUCAAAUAAUGGAUCAUCAUUUAUUUGCUCAUGUCCUGUUGGAUAUACUGGUGAUCUCUGCGAAACGGAGG
Paramuricea clavata is the source of this 7215-nucleotide messenger RNA. The record is from the annotation of a GenBank genome assembly. Lineage: Eukaryota; Metazoa; Cnidaria; Anthozoa; Malacalcyonacea; Plexauridae.